GUGCAAGUGCAAGUGCAAGGCUAGCUAGCUACAGUACAGCUGACGAGAAAAGGGGGUAGCUAGAGAGCUAGCUGUUAGCAAUGGCGAACGCUACGCUUGCCGUCGUGGCGCUGCUUGUUCUGGUGCAGGUUUCGUGCGGCGUCGCGCGGCAUCACCACGAGCACCACCCGGACCCGUGCGGCGGGGACGACGACUCGGUCGGCCUGAUGGGCCACAAGGACAACGGCUGCUCGUCGCCGGCCGUGUCGCGCCACGGUACGCGCGCGGUGAUGACGGUGAACGGGUUCCAGAGGGGCGAGGACGGCGGAGGCCCGUCGGAGUGCGACGGGCACUACCACAGCGACAACGACCUGAUCGUGGCGCUGUCCACGGGGUGGUACGCGGGAGGGAAGAGGUGCCACAAGAAGAUCCGCAUCACGAGCGUGCAGAACGGGCGCACCGUGGAGGCAACGGUCGUGGACGAGUGCGACUCCCGCCAUGGCUGCAAGACCAACAUCGUCGACACGUCCAAGGCCGUCUGGAAGAAGCUAGGGCUCAACACCGAAAUUGGCGAGGUCCCAGUCAUCUGGUCCGACGCAUGAAAUAAAUGAAACCAGCCGUCGAUCGCGCGGAGGGCGGCCGGUGGUCUUGCAUGCCGGCUGGCCGCCAGCAAGGGGAAGGACGAAGACAUGUUCUUUGAUCAGGUCCCUUUGCCCCUGCAGUUUGCUUGUUGUUGUUGUUGUCAUGUACGUGAGAGUCUAUGAUUGUACCUGCGUCUAGAGGAUGACAGGACGGUACAGUUGAUGUGUGUGUCGUUUGUGUCCAUUAUUGCUACUCUCGAGGCAUGCUACCUAGGUAGCAAGAGUG
Sorghum bicolor (sorghum) is the source of this 846-nucleotide messenger RNA. Its product is annotated as putative ripening-related protein 6. The transcript has a single exon. NCBI's taxonomy places the organism in Eukaryota, Viridiplantae, Streptophyta, Magnoliopsida, Poales, Poaceae. The record is from RefSeq and is a predicted model, not a curated record. Bases 81 to 581 code for a protein of 166 amino acids.